Phodopus roborovskii (desert hamster) is the source of this 4028-nucleotide messenger RNA. RefSeq names its product CYFIP related Rac1 interactor A (gene Cyria). Gene Ontology annotation, molecular function: small GTPase binding. NCBI's taxonomy places the organism in Eukaryota, Metazoa, Chordata, Mammalia, Rodentia, Cricetidae. The record is from RefSeq and is a predicted model, not a curated record. The transcript is spliced from 11 exons. The coding region runs from base 149 to 1120 and encodes 323 amino acids. Gene Ontology annotation, biological process: regulation of actin filament polymerization.
CUACCAUUCCUAUAAGGACAGACUCUCGGUGACCAUAGUCUUGAUUUGGGGAGCUCCUUCCUGUGGCCUCCUAGCUGCUCCACUGGUUUGUCCCUUCAGCCUGGAUUGGUGACACGAAACCACUGGAGAUAUUUCCAGGUUUGCUGGCAUGGGAAACUUGCUCAAAGUCCUGACCCGGGAAAUUGAGAAUUAUCCACACUUUUUCCUGGAUUUUGAAAAUGCCCAGCCGACGGAAGGAGAACGAGAGAUAUGGAACCAGAUCAGUGCAGUCCUCCAAGAUUCUGAGAGCAUCCUCACAGACCUGCAGGCUUACAAAGGUGCAGGACCAGAGAUCCGAGAUGCAAUUCAAAAUCCCAAUGACAUUCAACUUCAAGAAAAGGCUUGGAAUGCAGUCUGCCCCCUGGUCGUGAGGCUGAAGCGGUUUUAUGAAUUUUCCAUCAGGCUUGAAAAAGCUCUUCAGAGUUUACUGGAAUCUCUGACGUGUCCUCCCUACACACCAACCCAACACCUGGAGCGGGAGCAGGCCCUGGCAAAGGAAUUUGCAGAAAUCUUACAUUUUACCCUUCGAUUCGAUGAGCUGAAGAUGAGGAACCCAGCCAUUCAGAAUGACUUUAGCUACUACAGAAGAACAAUAAGUCGCAACCGCAUCAACAAUAUGCAUCUAGACAUUGAGAAUGAAGUGAAUAACGAGAUGGCCAAUCGAAUGUCCCUCUUCUACGCAGAAGCGACACCAAUGCUGAAGACCCUUAGCAAUGCCACGAUGCACUUUGUCUCAGAAAAUAAAACCCUGCCGAUAGAGAACACCACAGACUGCCUCAGUACGAUGACAAGUGUGUGCAAAGUUAUGCUGGAGACACCGGAGUACAGGAGCAGGUUCACAAGUGAGGAGACGCUCAUGUUCUGCAUGAGGGUGAUGGUGGGUGUCAUCAUCCUCUAUGAUCACGUGCACCCUGUGGGAGCCUUCUGCAAGACAUCCAAGAUUGAUAUGAAAGGUUGUAUAAAGGUGUUGAAGGAACAGGCCCCUGAUAGUGUGGAAGGGCUGCUGAAUGCUCUCAGGUUCACUACAAAGCACUUGAAUGAUGAAUCGACUUCCAAACAGAUUCGGGCGAUGCUUCAGUAGAGAGCCCUGCUCGCAGAAGAGGAUCUGUGUGCUGACCUCAGAAGAUGUAUAUGUUUACAUAAUUUAAUACAGAUUGAUGUUAAUACUUGUGUAUUUACGUAACCACUUCCUUCUUGUCACUGAAAUAUAUGGACCUUAAUUCGUAUCCUGACUGACUCAACCCAGCAGAGCAUAAAUUGACUUGAGAGCCUUACUUUUGAUGUCUGACAUGAGAAUCCUUUCUCCGAGGGCCAAAUUUGAAAGCUUCGAUCCUGGCUGCUGGAAGCUUGCAAUGACACCUGGAACAAUCCGAACUUCUUAAUAGUUUGUGGGAUUGUUCUAACUCUAGGCAUGUUAUCUCUCUGGGAGUAUAGUUUAUAGAAACACAAAGUACUUGAUUUCCUGUGUUGGCUCAGAUACAAGAAACACAUACAUUGUUGCAGAGAGAGAGAGAGAGAGAGAGAGAGAGAGAGAGAGAGAGAGAGGGAGAGAGAGAGAGAAGAAGAAGAACCCAAGAUUUUAAAAAAUGCACAUGGAGAGUGGAGCACAAGUGUUCUGAGUUCAGCACACACCCCUUCCUUCUGCCUGCAAACUUCACGUGCAGCUUUUCCAUGCACACGUGUUUUAUUAAUUCAAAUAUUCUCCUUCUGGUUCAGCUUAUGUCCCUUUCAUUCCCUUUUAAUUUUUGCGAGAGGAAGAUUCCUGUGUUUUAAUUCACUAAUGAAGAGGCAAUGGGACAGAUAGAGGGGUUCUGGCAGGAGGAUUGAGGAAAAGUGGCUAUCUUAAAGAGUAUUUGGCAUAAGGACAGUCAUAUCUGUGUCAACCCUUUGCCUGUGGGGACAGAUAAAUGGAACUCUGGUUGUAAAUAAGACCACUCACUUCCCAGGAGUCUGCAGAGUUCUAGGUACACCUCCCCUCUUGGUAAGUGAGCCCCUCUUCUCUAUCAAAAUGGACUGUUCAUGUCAGAACUGAGAACUAAGGCACUUUGUUAUUUACCAGAAAACUGGAGGAAUUUUGAUUCCUAGUGUCAGCCUCCACAGGUUUGAAGACUUUGGCAGAUUUCACUUUUAGCCUCACCUUCCUCAUGUAUAAAAUAGCUAGUCUUGUGCCUGAAGAGAUGGCUCAGUGGUAAUGAGUGUUUGUGGCUGUUGCAGAGGAUCUGGAUUCAAUUCCCAGUGCCCAUGAGGUAGCUCACAACUACCCAAUACUCAAGUCCCAGGGCAUCCAAUACCCUCUAUGGAUACCACACAUGCACAUAGUGCACUUCUAUACAUGCAGGGAAACACACACACAUAAAAUAAAAUGAAUGAAGUUUUUUAAAAAUCUAAAAUAGAUAGUUGCUAAGAGUCCUGGAAGGCUAGUAGGAUCCACUCCACAACCUUCCUUUACGUAUAAUUUUCAGUGAGUAUCCUUAUGAUUAUUACUAUCACCAGGCCUGCAGUCAUUCUGCCUAUAGGUCAGAGCUGAGUUAGGGUGGGGUCUUGGAAACAUAUCCUGGCCUCUAAUGGAAAGAUGUGGACACACAAGAUGACUUCUACAUAGGACUAGAUCCUGAGUGUUGGGAAACCUGAAUCUAUAUACUUCCCUCUUUACCAUGUGGCCUAUGAAUAUAUAUUGUGGAGUGUAUGGACCCAUGUAUAGAAAGUUUGAGGCUAAUCUGUGUUAUUACUUGCAUAUGUCCACUGGAAGGAGAGAAUUUUUCAGACAGCUGAAGAAUGAUAACCCCAGGAGUCAGGUCUAGGGUGAUAGGGGUAUGGUAUUGUUUGGUUUGCAACAUUCCAAGAGAGGAGCUGUGAAAUACCAACACUUCCAGACUAGUGGCUACCCAACAUUCCACUGAGUCCCCCAAAAAAGGGGACACUUGGUUCAUUUCAACAAAGAAGUACAAACAAAUGGAUGAACUUGUUCCCUGCUUUCUAUGUUAGUGUAGUCAGCAGACAAAAUGGCAGAGCUGGUUCCCCAGCCCGUAUGUCAGUGUAGUUGAUGGAGAGGUGAAAGCCUAUUCCCUUGGCGCUUUAUCAGAAGAAUAAGUAAGUUCAGUCACUUGACUGAUGGGGGUGUUCUCACCACAACAAAAUCACAGUAGGUGGCUUCUGUGACCUUGUCAAACCUAGGAAUUCCACAAUCCAGAGGAAAUCAAAAUCGUGUGAUCAUAUAGGGUGAGACAUUCUCCAAUGUUCAACUUUAGGGUGUGCUAUUUGGUAGCCAUAGGCAAUGCUCAGUUGGGCAACUCUCAAGCCUACAAGGGCAGAGAUGCACACUACUAAUGAGCAUAUGUCCAUUUGCUCUUUCCUCAAAAGAGGAGAUUAAGAUUUCAGAAAAGAAAGGACUGCCCAAUUUCUCUUGGGCUCUUAGACACAGACCUGAGCCAUGAACCCAAGCCACGUAUCUACACCAUAGCUGCCUCUCAGCUGGCUACAUAAGAAAACAUUAGGUAUUGUCUGUCAGAUUUUACACACACACAAACACACACACAGAGUUGAGGACAUGUGUAAGUUUUAGUUAGACUUUCUAUUCAACGGGACCAAAUGUGUGUAUGGGUGCUGUCAGUCUGCUUCAGUCUGGCCAGUCCAUUGUCUCCAAGAUGAGACUCAACAGGACUUGAAUUUUGAGAAGCCCAGGGUCUGAAUAGUUGCCUCAGGUCACCAAAAGGACAGGCUGAUCUGUGUCUGUGAUCACUAACAGGGAGUGGGCCCUGAGUCUGCUCCUGAAUUGUUGUGGGAGACCAAUUCUCUUAACAGACUGUCCAGUAGACAUCUGGAAUCCUUGAACAAUUUGUUUUUAAUUCCUUUUUUUUUUCCCUUUGUGCUGCAUGCGGAUGUAUCCAGCACUCAUAAGUGGUUUGGGGAAAAGUACUAGGGUCAAUGUCAAUGUUAAUAAUACUUCAUAAUCGAUGUCUCAUAAUUUUAAAAUAAAGUGUUUUAUAUGA